CAUUUGCAAGGCAUUCCUUCAUGCAUUCAUGGCAAACCCCAAGAAUGCUUCGUUUGGUCUCGUACCUUCUGCAGCAGUCAAAGCACUACCAGCAGAGGACCGCAAGUUGCUCUUGAAGAGCACAAGCCGCGAGUCCUUCGCUGCAAAGCGCCUACCUGUUCCUCGAAGUUGUUUGAAGUGCUGUACACAAUCCCUGGGUGAAAUACAUUGCAUCGGUGAGAGGCGAACUUUGCAUGCGGGGCUUCAGCUGAAAGUUGCAGAAUUGCACAACCGCAACAUGUGCGAGUAUACCUACAACUUCAAAGAGAACCCACUCCUUGGAGCAGGCAUCAAUCGGCAGCUUGCAGAAUCGUUCAGAGAUGGCAACAGGUCAACGAAGCCUCCACUGGCCGUGCCUUCACUGCGCCUAGUAGGCAGGAUUUGCGCCAUGCGCGAUUGCGCCCAGGUGUGCCAGAGUAUCGCAGGGCAGAAGACUCCCUUGGCUUUGGGUCAUCAAAGAGCUCUGAAACGAGGUCUGCAUCUCAUCUUGGGCAUGCAAGCCUCCCCAUCGACCUGUUGGAAACUUCUGCACACUGGACUGUCAAGGACAAUCUGGGGCCUUGCUUUGGAGCAAAGGGAGCUUUCAGGACCACCUACCAAGCCAGCUACAAACCGUUGACGGCACCAGCAUAUUGUCGACCACUUCGACCUUCCCAGGUCAAGUUCUCAUGGCGUCCAGUUGAGCCCACGCAGCCGGAGACGGAGUGAGCGAAGGGUUCGACUUGAAAGUUGGGACCGUGAGCGAAGCAAUUGCAGCAAUAGCUAAAGGGGUCGCGUUGAAACGUCCAAGACCAAACCCCUGUAAACAGAC
Messenger RNA from Durusdinium trenchii, 850 nucleotides. The record is from the annotation of a GenBank genome assembly. Lineage: Eukaryota; Dinophyceae; Suessiales; Symbiodiniaceae.